GGUAGUGUCCCAUACCCUCCCCCUGGUGCGGGGCCGACCGCAAUGCCUGGGGCUCAGAUGCCCAGACCCCUCCCCUCCCUUUCGGACCCUCCUCACCGCCGCCCCGUGUAGUUUCAGCCUCAGUGUCAGGUGUGCGCGGAAUGGAAACGGGAGAUUUUGAAACAUCACACCAACAGAAAUGGAGACGUCUACUGGGGAAACUGCCGGCCCGGCCUCUGGCCGGUGGACGCUUGGGAGGUGGCCAAGGCCUUCAUGCCCCGAGGACUGGCAGACAAAACAGGACCUGAGGAAUGUGAUGCAGUUGCUCUUUUAAGCCUUAUCAACUCUUGCGAUCACUUUUUGGUUGAUCGAAAGAAAGUCACAGAGUUGAUUAAGUGCCGUAAUGAGAUCAUGCACUCUUCAGAGAUGAAGGUAUCUUCUAUGUGGCUUCGAGAUUUCCAGAGGAAGAUCCAAAAUUUUCUGAAUGAAUUCAAGAAUAUCCCAGAGAUUGUGACAGUGUACUCCAGAGUAGAAGAGCUGUUGACAUCUGACUGGGCUGUUCACAUCCCUGAGGAAGAUCAGCGAGAUGGGUGUGAAUAUGAAGCAGGCGUUUACCUGAGUCAGAGCCAAGUAAAUGAAAUAGAAAUGGAAUUACUAAAGGAAAAACUUCAAGAGAUAUAUCUUCAAGCAACAGAACAAGAGGUGUUGCCUGAAGAGAUUGCAAAUCGAUUGGAAGUGGUAAAAGAAUUUCUAAGAAACAACGAGGAUCUUAGAAAUGGUCUUACAGAAGAUAUGCAGAAGCUAGACAGCCUCCAUCUGCAACAUCAAAAACGGGAUUCAAAGGAACCUAGGGCACAGACACUUCAAGGGAAGGCCUGAGAUUCACAAAUUCAUUCAUACUUCCUGAAUUCCUUUUACCCAAAAAGUCAUCCACUUUGUCCUGUUUGUUUCCUGAACUGUGAAACCACUGUUGCAUUGUAUGCAGUGGUACUUAACUGGGCCGUGUUGCCUCUGGACCUUCAGGAACAGAAUCGCCAAAUCCCUGCUACCUGGAGGAAUUGGAGGAAUCACCCAAGUGAAGCCAAGGUCUUUUGCUUCCUCAGCUGCUCAUCAAGGAUGUGAUCUGCAGAGAAUGGGCCAAGGGUGGGGGUGUGUUUGGUAUAAUUUUACAUUAAAAGGCAUUUAAUGUAAUUUUUUAAAACUUGGAUGAAUGCAGAUGUGCCUGUAACUUCCUGCUUUAAUCUUUCCCAUUACCGUUUGGUCUUUACUCUUACAUUUUCUUUCUCCCUUCAUUUCAUGGAGUUCCUUGAGACAACUUCAGUAAUAAGAAGAAUUUUCAUGCACCUUGCAACUCCCCCCAAACUAAGAAACUUAAUGAAAUAUUUCCUAGCUUCUAGAUAUAAGGUACAAAACUUGCCAUCAAAUUAAAUAUGGAUUCACUAACCAAUUUAACACCUGAUUUCCAACUUUAGGCACUUGAAGUUAUGAACACUUUCAUUUCAUAUCUCUUAUAUCUAGUUAACUUUUCUUUAUCCAACAAACAUUUAUCAAGUGUCAACCAUGUGCCAGGCACUGACAUAGAUGCAAAUGUGAAGACUUCUAAGGUAUAGAGGUAUAGCUCUGUGAGGUUUUUCAUCUUACUGGCUUUAAUGUCUGUUCUGAUAAAUAUAUUGUUUAUAAAAACAUUAUACUGGCAGCAUUUAAUUACAUUGAAGUUGAAACAAAGGCAGACAUUCCCAGAGAGGGCUUAAAAGCAAAUGUGGCAUGUACAGGGACAUCAACCUGUGGGCCUCUCUUCUACAGAUCUGUGCAUGUGGGCACAAGUUGUGCACAAAAGAGUAUUGACAAGCAUUGGCAGCCAGCCAUCAAGAGAGGACUGGUUAAAUAAAUCAGCACAGCCAUGCUACAGAGUAUUAUACAAUUUGUAAAAAGAAUAAGGAAAUGCUGUAAUGUAGCAAUAUGGAAUAAUCUCUAAGAUAUAUUAAAAAGACAAGCAGGAUGUUUAACAAUACAUAGCAUGCUGUAAAACUAUUUGUAUUUUCACGUAAUAGAUCUGGAAAAGUUGUCUGUUUUUCCCGAGCUCUUUUUGCUGUUAACCUCUGUGAAAGAAAUUGGAGUUGAGGGGGAAUGGUUAGAAGAAAUUUGGCUUUUUUGUUUUGUAUACUGCACAUGAAAUUUUUACAACAAACAUA
Pteropus alecto (black flying fox) is the source of this 2171-nucleotide messenger RNA. RefSeq names its product chromosome unknown CXorf38 homolog (gene CUNHXorf38). NCBI's taxonomy places the organism in Eukaryota, Metazoa, Chordata, Mammalia, Chiroptera, Pteropodidae. The transcript is spliced from 6 exons. The record is from RefSeq and is a predicted model, not a curated record.